UUCGUACGAUUUUUUUCCCCCCUUGGGUUGGUCACGUGAAGCGCGCGGGGCGGGACAACCCAAAUCCCCAUCGAGCCCAAACCCUAAUCCCGACUCGAGCCGCGACCGAUCCCCACCCCCAUCUCCGAUCCGAUCCGAUCCCAAUUCCCAAUCCGAUGCUCCCCGUCGUCGACGACCCCUCCGCCGCCGCCGCCGCGGCCGUCGGGGCAGCCGCCUCCUCCUCCUUCCCCGACGCCGACGUGUAUGGCAACGGGGAUUCCGACGACAUCGAUUUCCCCUCCGACCCGAACCACACCACCACCCAGGCCUUCUCCUCGGCCACCGCGGCGGCCGGCGUGGGAGGGGGCGGCGCCGGCGCGGGUGGGGCCGGGGCCGGGGAGCGGCGGCCCCUGUUCCAGCGGCUGUGGACGGAGGAGGACGAGAUCGUGAUCCUGCGCGCGUUCGCGGAGUUCACGGCGCAGCGCGGGACGGCGUUCGCGUCGCACCAGUACGACACGGACCCCUUCUACGAGGAGAUGCGGCGGCGCCUCCAGCUCGACUUCUCCAAGAGCCAGCUCGUGGAGAAGCUCCGCCGCCUCAAGCGCAAGUACCGCAACUGCGUCGACCGCCUCCGCGCCACCGGACAGUCCUUCUCCUUCCGCUCGCCGCACGAGCAGGCCAUCUUCGAGAUCGCGCGCGGCAUCUGGCGCCCGAGCUCCGACAAGCACGGCCGCGACCCAUCCGCCGCCGACUCCGACGACGACGCGGUCCCCGACGCCGCGGCCGUCGCCGUCCCCGCGCCGGCCAACGGGGAGGUCAAGUCCCCUUCCUCCUCGAGAGCGCAGCGCCGCGGCCGCCGCAGGCGCACGGCCGACGUCAACGCCGCCGACGCAUCCGAGGCGCCGCAGCCUUACCCGCAGGUGCCGGCGCCGGCGCCGGGUCCGGGACCUGUCAAGGCGGAGGACGCGCUCCCGCUCCCGCACUUCUUCCCCCAGGGGGGAGCGGGAGCGGUCACUCCCACCGCCGCCGCGCACGCCCACGGCGUGGAUCCCGCCGCGGCGGCGAACGCGGAGGGCGGCAUCCUGGCGCCGCUGUUCAAGGAGAUGGUCCGCGCGAUGCUGACCGCCGGGAUGGCGCCGCCGCUGGGCGUGCCGGAGCCGCCGGCGCUGGGGAUCCCGAUGGAAGGGGAGAAGUGGAGGCAGCAGCGGAUCCUGGAGCUGGAGGUGUACCUCCGGCGCAUCGACCUGCUGCAGGACCAGGUGAGGUCGGCGCUGGAGGAGCUCAAGUCGACGCCGGCGACGCAGUGACGUCAGCCUCUCAGCGCUAUCAUAGCAAGCAGCAGCAGCAGCAGUACAUUUGUCACUUAGCCUGACAGCAAGGUGUUUUGCAGAUAGGAUUAGCAGGGUUGGACAGUAGGGCCUAUUAAUUCCUCUCGCUAAAUAUUCAGUCUCCCGUUAGAUUGUCUGCUUCUUCCGCAUUUUUACAUAAGAUUAUCAAUAAAUGAUUUUGAUUA
Messenger RNA from Oryza brachyantha (malo sina), 1492 nucleotides. RefSeq names its product probable transcription factor At5g28040. NCBI's taxonomy places the organism in Eukaryota, Viridiplantae, Streptophyta, Magnoliopsida, Poales, Poaceae. Gene Ontology annotation, cellular component: nucleus. The coding region runs from base 156 to 1286 and encodes 376 amino acids. The transcript has a single exon. The record is from RefSeq and is a predicted model, not a curated record. Gene Ontology annotation, biological process: regulation of DNA-templated transcription.